Molecule: messenger RNA, 3164 nt
Organism: Penaeus indicus
Lineage: Eukaryota; Metazoa; Arthropoda; Malacostraca; Decapoda; Penaeidae
Product: neurofilament heavy polypeptide-like
Exons: 18
Coding region: 109-3111 (1000 amino acids)
Biological process (GO): maturation of LSU-rRNA from tricistronic rRNA transcript (SSU-rRNA, 5.8S rRNA, LSU-rRNA)
Cellular component (GO): nucleolus
Molecular function (GO): RNA binding
Source: RefSeq, a predicted model, not a curated record
UGACGGAAUCGGACGCAUUUGGGUAAACAAGCGAGGUGCUCCAGCGAGACGGACGACACGUGCUUCAGGACAUCGUCUGGUGAAGAAGAGUGAGUUUAUUCAUACAAGAUGAAGGUCAUAAAUGGUACCAAACCAAAGCCUAAAUUUAUGAAGAAGAAGAAGCCUAAGGUGAAAAAAGGUCCCAAAGUAGUGGAGAAGAAGGAAACCGAGUCGGGAGUUGUCUUCAUAUCUCACCUCCCACAUGGAUUUUAUGAUAGGGAACUGAAGGCAUUCUUCUCACAGUUCGGAAAACUGUCAAGGGUGUCUGUACCACGGAGUGAAAGUACUGGUACAGUGUGUGGUUAUGGCUAUCUGGAGUUCCAUGUCCCAGAUGUUGCAAAAAUUGCAGCAAGUACAAUGAAUGGUUAUUUGGUUAAAGGAAAGAUUUUAAAAUGUGAGUAUGUACCUAAAGAAAGAGUAAGUGAGAAGAUGUUUCCAAAACAAAUAUAUAACAGCCACAAUUGUCCAAAAGCAAAGCGAAGAGAGGCUGCAAUUCAAAAGAUGAAUAGAGUUCUCACUCAAGAAGAGAAGGACAAGAAGGUGAAGCGGUUAAAAAAGAAGUAUGCAAAAAAGUUAAGGGAUCUAGGAAAAGAGGGUGUUAUUGUUGCCCUGAAUGGAAUGCCAAAUCACAAAAAUAUGCUGAAAAGGAUAAAACAAGAAGUUAUGGAUCCAGAACUGAAGGAUAGUGGGCCACGGACUGAAAAUAUAUACUUCGAGCGGAUAGACUGGUUUGAAAAGAAGUUCCAGGAGGUGAUAGACUCAGGCGAUAAGCUUGACUUCGAAAUAAAGACUGCUGAAGUGAGGAAGAUCAGAGACAAAGCUCUGGUGGAAGCUCUCAGUCCGGAGCAAAUGGAUACAUUAAAGGAACAGAUUAAUUCCUAUAAGAAGCAAAUGAAGAUACUGCAAGCAGAAGGCAAGAUCAGUAGGGACUUAAUCCUUGAUGAUGUUGAAGAGACAAAAAAGGUAGAAGCUGAAGAAUCCGAAACGGAGGAAGCAGAAGAAGAAUUGGAUAGUGAAUCUGAGGUAGAAGAUGAAGAGGAUUUCGAUGAUGAUGAGGAAGAAGAUGAGAGUGAGCUAGGAGAAGAAAAUGUUCCCCCCCUUCCUGAAAAGAAAAAGAAGAAGAGGGCAUUGAAGACAAAGGAACCCAAGACGGAGACUUCAGAAAAGAAGCCCAAGAGCAAGGGAGGCAACGUUAGCGUAGUUGCAACUAAGGCAGAAAUCAAGAAGAACGAACCCCUUAAAGCAAAGAAAAAGAAGGCCUCCAAAGGAAAGAAAAAGAAGGGCAAGAAAACAAAGACAGCCUUGAAUGGCACACCUAAGGAAGAAAGCGAGAAGGAACAGGAUGCCAUGGUAGUAGAAGUUGAUGGAAGUGAUGACGAAAUAGCAUUCAAAACUCCUCCAAAUAUGGUGAAGAAAUUUGUCAAGAUUACUCCAUCAUCACCUGCAAAUAAAAUCCUUACACCUGAAGGAAAGAGCACAGCCACUGAGCAGUCCCUUGUGAAGAGUCUCUUCAGCAAAAAGAAAGGCCUGCCAUCUACACCAAACAAAGCUGAAAAUGUACUUCAGGCUGCUACUCCCCAAACUGUCAAGUUGACACCAGGAGCCAAAAAACAGGGGAAGAAAAGGAAGGCGGAAGAAACUGCAUCCUCUGAUAGUAAGGAAGAACCCACAGCUAUUCUGAAGAAAACACCCAAGAAGAAUGCAAAGACACCUGGUACCCCAUCUGCAUCAUCAGCCUUAGAUCAAGUAACAAAAGAACCAGUCUCUGCAACAACAACAUCUGUUGGGGAGAGUGAAUCAGUUGAGGCAAAGACUCCAAAACCAACUAAAACUUCAGUAACUCCUAAGAAAACUCCAAAAGCUACUAAGAAAACUCCCAAAAAGGUUCCUGGUACACCGGCUGAUGAAAACAAGCCAGUUGAGGCAAAAACUCCUAAAACAACUAAUACUUCAAUAACUCCUAAGAAGACACCUAAAACUACUCAGAAAACUCCCAAAAAGGCUCCUGGUACACCAACAGAUGAAAACAAACCAGUUGAGGCAAAAACCCCUAAAACAACUGAUUCUUCAAUAAUUCCUAAGAAAACUCCUAAAAAGGCUCCUGGUACACCAGCAGAUGAAAACAAACCAGUCGAGGCAAAAACCCCUAAAACAACUGAUUCUUCAAUAAUUCCUAAGAAAACUCCUAAAAAGGCUUCUGGUGCACCAACUGAUGAAAACAAACCAGUUGAGGCAAAAACUCCUAAAUCAACUAACACUUCAAUAACUGCAAAGAAAACUCCUUCCAAAGCUACUCAGAAAACUCCCAAAAAGGUUCCCGAUGCAUCAGCUGAUGAAGACAAACCAGUUGAGGCAGCAGAAAUUCCUAAAACCCCUGUAGCAAAGACAGGUAUGACAAAAACACCAAAAUCAACAAAAAGAAAAGAUGAAAAUAGCAAUGCAGGAGAACAACCUGUUGCAGCCAAUGGCAUGACUCCACUCAAAAGAACAGUAGAAGAACCUCAGGCUAAAGAACUCUUUAAGAAAUUAAAGGCAGAACAAACCACAACUCCCAAGAAAACUGCAAAGACACCUGGUACCCCAUCUGCAUCAUCAGCCUCAGAUCAAGUAAAUGAAGAAACUGUUGAGACACAGACUCCCAAGGCAGCAAAAACUCCCAAAACUCCCAAAACUCCAAAGGCAAAGAUAGAUGGUACAAAGACACCAAAAUCAACAAAAAGAAAGGCAGGUGCUCCAUUAGGUCAAAGUGAUGGUUCAGCAGCAUUACCUACUCCUGUUCUUGACGGAACUCCACUCAAAGAGACUGGAGAACCACAAGGUAAAAGUCUUAAGAAACUAAAAGUAGGUCCCACAGAAUUGGCUACAACUCCAGCAAAAACUCCAGCAAAAACUCCAGCAAAAACUCCAGCAAAAACUUCAGCAAAAACUCCAGCAAAAACUCCAGCAAAAACCCCAGCAAAAACUCCUGCAAAAACUCCUAGGAAGGCCAUUGAGAAGACCCCUAAAGUAGAUGAAAGCUCAACAACUCCUCUUCGAAAGUCCCCAAGAAGUGGUAAGAAAAAUAGGUCUUAAGCUCCUGCACCAAAGAAAACAAAAAAGACAAAAAAAAAACAAAAAACAGAAAA